AACCGCGAGGUCCAGAUUCUGGAAACAACCCCCCCGCGGAGGACGUUGCCGAGGUCUCGACGUUGACGAGCAUCCUCGUGUCCUUAUGCGCGAAGCGUUUAAAGGUCGAGAUUAACGUUAAGUGACACUGCUCGGCUGUGACGGUGGGCCCGGCGCGGCGGAGUCGUCGUAUAAAGUCACCUUCGUUCGCGGAGCAACGAGACGACGCGACGUCUCUCGCGAGGGGUGUGUGCGAAAGGGCCGCGAGAGAGAGUAGAGACGGAGAGACAGCCGAUCGAUAAGCACCGAAAAGCGGAGCGGAAAGAGCGGCGGCACGAGUCCUCCGGCCGGAGCGCGGUCCUAUCCUACUAGAGAGAACGCGAUGCUGCGACCUGCGUGCGUAAUCUCUCCCUGGUCAUCACACCUACUUACGUCCAUCGCUUUCACGCGAUGUACGCGCGCACGCGUGCGUAUCCACGCAUAGGCGGGAUGCUCAGGCGGGAUCUUCGUGCUUCGUAAAUCAUCUCCAAAAUUCCAAUACUCGUCGGACGUUUCCCCGAGCCAGGGUGGAAGGGACGCAGCUUUCCCAUCCGGUGUUGCCACGGAAAUUUACUCUGGGAUCUCGUAGUUCCAUGUGCGAUCGAACGCGAAGUGUAAUACCCGAGAUACCCGGGAUCUCCUCGGGUACCUCUCGGACCGAUCGACGUAGUACGAACACACGGUAUGCCCGAAAUUCUCAGACGCAAUAAACCCAUUUGAUAUCGUUGUGAGUGCUAUUUGAUAUCAUCGGAUAGACCUUCUCAAUUGUGGUGGGUUUGGUGCUUCAGAUAAUUAACAAGAAGAAUUGUUAUACACAAAUUGUUACACACGCGAGUCUUACCGAUGCAUCUUGAAGGAAUUGAUACCGAAUUUCGGAUGGCAAUGUGAAAUGGAAGCGAGAAGGACUCUUCCAUCAUACUCUGGGAAAUAAUGGAAGACGAUCAUAUCCAAGGAGGUCCAUGAUAUCAAAACUCAUUUCGCUGCGCUCAUCGUUGUAAAUUUCUCAUCGUGUCGCUAGUACUCUUGAAACAAUCAUGUCUGCUAUCUCCGAAAAGCAGAAUGCGCGAUGUUGCGCAUGACCUCGUCUGAAAUUAUUAAACAGCCACUGGACGAAAUUGCGAAGUAAUGAUCAACGACACGCGGCCGAGGCUGGCGACCACCAUCGCGGGUUAUAGUCAGACGAGUCGCACGUGUAAUCGUCGACAUGUGUCUGUACAUAACGGCGGCAGCGGCAGAUUGUUGUUUGGGAUCGUCCUGAUUUGUUGGUAUAUCACAUUGACAUGCGGCUCUAAGAUCAGCAUGUGGCAUGGAAAGAGUUUUAAAGAUCUUUUGGCGGCUCUACCGUCAAAACACUCACCUCACUAUCCGCAAAUGGGCUAUUGCGACCUCGACACGGAUUGCGAUUGGGCGUGGAAUGAUACCCAUGGUUUUAAGAAAGUUAAAGCGCGCACCAGUCCGUCAAGAGCUUUUCCGAACACGGACGCUAACAAUUCCUCAAAUGGCCACUUUCUGUGGUUCAGCGGCACAGGGGAUGCUCAUAUAUGGUCCAAAUCGAUUCCUCGUACGGGUCCGCGUUGCCGCAUCGAAUUUUCACUUUAUAUGGUGGAAAUGGAAAACGGAUUCAUAAAUCUCGUCAUACAAACUAACAACAUGAGCUCCAUUGCGGUGACAAAAAGCGGAAAUAAUACCUCCAUGUGGAAGAAAAUAAGUUUUUCAUUACGCGCGAUUGAUCAAUCCUAUAAAUUGGUUUUAGAGGUCUACGUACCCUAUUCUAAUUCGAGCAUCGGCGUUGACAACCUUCGCCUAGUUAAUUGCUUUCCAGAAUUUAUUGGAGAUUGUACGGAAGAUAUGUUUCGGUGUAACAACGGUUCCUGCUUAAACAGGACCCGUAUCUGCGAUUUCACGAAAGAUUGCCCCGAUGGCGAGGACGAAGCACUCGAGUGUGACAAGAUUCCGAAGAACGCGAGCUGUAACUUCGAAGAUGGUUGGUGCGGAUGGGCGAACGUUCCUGAAAGACCUCUAAAUUGGACUCUUCAUAAAGGUCCUACGCCGACCGAAAGAACUGGACCCAGUUACGAUCAUACUUACCGUAAUGAAACCGGAACGUACGCGUUUGUAAACAUGGCUUUUAAAGAUAUGAAAUAUGGCAGUCGAGGCACCAUUACAAGUCCUCUGUAUAAUCCAACACCACCUUACGCCAGCAACCCUAAAAGCCCUUAUUAUAAAUCAUGUCAAGUACGGUUUUUCUAUCACAAACAUGGUCCACAUGCCGCAUCUCUUGGACUCUUUUUGGUCCAAGUAAGACCACACGGAAAUCAUACCGAAAACUUGUGGUGGUCCUACGGAACUAAUAGCGAUAUUUGGUAUAACGAAGCUGUUGCUCUACCUGAUAUAAGAUAUAGGUACCACUUGCAAUUUGAAGCGUCCAGAGGGAUGUCUUCCAAAAGUGAUAUAGCAAUUGACGAUAUUUCUUUGAGUCGAGAAUGUUUUGGCAUUGGAGUUCCACGUGAAGUUGUAGGUAAUUUUAAUUACUAUGCACCCGUCGAGUCCGAAAUAAUACCACCGCAGCAUCCAGAUUUUGUAAAUGAGACAGUUAUUCGAAUUACUACUUGCGCGGCUUUCGGCAGAGCCGGUCCUACUGAUGAAAAAUGUACUGAAAAAUAUAAUAACACAAAUGUAGAAUUGUUCAUACCGCCAAUGACACAAGACGAGGAAAGAUCGGCCUUUAAUUUGUAUGGAGUCCAACGAUGGACUGCACCACGCGGUGAAUACUACACUUUAAUCGCCAUCGGAGCAGGAGGAGGUUUGGGCUCGAGCGAUACCGGCAUCACUUUGGGUGCAUUUGUUCGCGGUGUCAUAGAACUCCAAAAGGGCGACCAGUUAUACUUCAUGGUUGGUCAAAAGGGAACGGAUGCGUGUGCUAAAGCUCUUGGCUUAAAAAGCACUAUCUGUCCGUCGAAUCGAUAUGCCGACUUAUCACUAUCGCAGACAUCAAAAAUGCGAGAAGUGAAGAAGCUUCAGUUUAGCAAUCCUGGUGGUGGCGGCGGUGGUGCGACUGCCAUUUUCACAUUGAAAGCAAACGGUGAUCCGGAGCCCAUCUUAAUCGCGGGUGGUGGCGGUGGUUUAGGAUUGAAUCCUACUAUGGACGAUGGAUUACAGCAUGGACGCGGUCCCUUUCCCAUGGGUAGACUUUCAUCUUCUCCGUCCAAUUUUUCAGAACACAUGGGUGGACCUGGUGCUAGUUGGAAUGGUACAUGGCCUAAUUUUCAACGGAAGGCAUGGGGAACGCCAUUAAUUUAUGGAGGUAUAGGAGGUAUCGGUUGUGAAUCGGGAACCGAAAUUCAUGGUGAUGGAGGCUUUGGCGGAGGUGGGGGUGGUUGCCAAUCAGGGGGUGGUGGCGGAGGUUACAUUGGUGGGAAUGCUGGACAGAAUGAUGGAAGUGGUGAGGGUGGUUAUUCAUACGCCAAUCAGAAGCUCACCGAUGUUUAUUUCAAAGCUGCAGCUCAUUCUGGCCAAGGCGAGGUCUUCGUCAUACCCGCGAUCAGCGGUUGCGGUUGCGAUUACCGUUGCGUCACGUUCGAUCAGUACUUGAGUGAGACCAAGUGUCUCUGUCCUCAGGGUUGGUUGCUCAGUAACGAUUCAAAAUCCUGCAUCAUGGCUGACGAUUCCAAGGAUGGUCAUCAAACGUACAUGAUCCAACUUGUAGUUGUAAUCAUUGGCUUGCUUACUAUUAUUGGAAUUUGCCUAAUAUCUUAUAAACGGUAUCAAAAACAGAAAGCGCUUUCCCAUCGCCGCCAAGUGAUGUUUGGCAACGGCACUGAAUUAGCUGCAUUGCGUCCAGGACACCAGUCGGACACGAUGAUGACCGAAUACAACCCCAACUACGAGUUUGCUGGCAAUCUCUACAGCUUCAAGGACUUGCCGCAAAUACCUCGCGAGUGUAUCGAUUUAGUAAAACCUCUAGGCCAAGGCGCCUUUGGCGAAGUUUUUCAGGGCGUUUACAAAUACAGAGGUGACGAACACCCCGUCGCCGUCAAGACACUACCAUUUUUAUCCACGACGCAAGCAGAAGCUGAUUUCAUGAUGGAGGCGUUAAUAAUGAGCAAAUUUAAUCAUCCGAAUAUAGUACACUUUAUCGGCGUCUCUUUUGACAAACAUCCCAGAUACAUCGUUCUCGAAUUAUUAGCCGGAGGUGACCUUAAGAAUUUUCUACGUGAAGAACGGCCUCGAUCAGACCGACCUACAUCAUUGACAAUGCUAGAUCUUGUUAUGUGCGGUUAUGACGUCGCAAACGGCUGUAAAUAUAUGGAGGAAGCGCGUUUUAUACACCGAGAUAUUGCCGCUAGGAAUUGUUUGUUGACAACUAAAGCACCGGGUCGUACCGUUAAAAUCGCAGAUUUCGGUAUGGCCAGGGACAUUUAUCGAAGCGAUUAUUAUAGGAAAGGUGGCAAGGCGAUGUUACCCAUAAAAUGGAUGCCACCCGAAAGUUUCUUGGACGGCAUAUUCACUACAAAAACUGAUGUCUGGGCCUUCGGCGUGCUCCUGUGGGAAAUUAUGUCAUUCGGAUAUAUGCCCUACACCGGAUGUGCAAAUCGUGAAGUCAUGUCGAUGGUACAGUCUGGUGGUCGUCUUGAGAAACCCGCGGGAUGCCCAGAUCCUAUAUAUGGAAUCAUGACGCGGUGCUGGCAUCCACGGCCUGACGACAGGCCAAGUUUCUCUACUAUUGCUGAAAGAAUCGGUUAUUGUUUGCAGGAUCCUGAUGUAAUAAAUAAACCCACGCCUAAUUUUGACAUAUUGCCACAUAUUUGCGAUCGUGAGAUAACAAUUAUGAGACCGGAUCCGGAAGCGGAAUGCAUCAAUGUGCGGUCUAAUUUGGAUAGCGGUUACAUACAACCGAGGGUCACCGAUCCACGUUCCGUUGCACGUCGUGUGGAUCAAGCUAUGGGUUGCACCUCCUACGAUUCCGAAAAUGAAAAAUCGAUCGAGGAGAAAUACGGCGAGUCUUACGCGAAAUCAACGGGAUGUCAGCAAGGAUUCGGUUGCAACACCUGUGAUUCUAGUAUGGAUACCUUUGAACAAAUUUACAACAGUGACAAUGAUGAAGAUCAUGAUGACGAUGUGAUUGAAAAUAAGGACAAAAGUAGGAUCGACCAAUCGGAUCGACAAGAAAACAGGGCAAUACAUCGAAACAGUGACAUCGAAGACCACGAUAAUGUAGACAAUGGCAACAACCGUCCAGAGGAUGAACGUCAUAUGACUGCCAACAUCGAUAGCGCAAUAACGGAUCGUAAAAACGGUAAUGAGAGCACAACGACUACCGACACCAAUUCCGACUCUCUGAUAGCACAAUCCUCGGACACUCCGCCCGACACAAUAACGAACUCAUCGCCCAACACGCGCUCUUGUUCGCCAAGUCGUAUCAUCGGCCUCAACGCCAAUGUUAGUAAUGUGAACGGUAUGGUGAAGAAGAAUACCUUGAAGGCAACCCUGAGUCUGGACCCGAGCGCGCUCUGCAGAGGCACCAUCCCUUACGAGAAGAUCACCACACAACGCUUGAGCAGUUCAUACACGCCGGGCAGUAUGGAACUAAGGAAGGAUUCCCUGGGUCACGAGCUGCCAAGGGAGGAAGAGUGUUCCUGCUGAGAUUUAUCCGAGGGGGGUUGACGAGGCUGCCCGGCCGCGCUCGGCUGCAACGUUGCUCGUCGAUUGCAGCUGCAACGAUCGGCCACAACGACUGCGAUUAUAAGGGGUACGCAGCUCGUAGAACUCUCCUCGCCUCCGUGGGCUCAGGACAACGAAUACUCGCGUCGUUACUAUUCCGAGGAGACCCUCCUGUGAAUGAGAAUCGAGGGAAACCUUCGAAUUUCUCUUCAUAGACGACGCUUUUUUGAUGCGCGCCGAACAUUGGUUUCCAUAAGAAAGACACGCGAUUAUCGUAAGUAGAAAGGAAGAAAAGAGAUUGUUACAAAUGAACGCAAAACAGGCGAGUUAUGUACAUACGGAGGAGACGAAAGAUACCAAAUACGUAAGCAUGUAUUCAAUACGUUAAGCGUCACAUAUAUACACGUACAACCAUAUACUUUGCAAGAUGAUCUCGUCAAGUAAACUUCCUAAUUGCAUGAUAGCGAUGGGGCAGAAAUUUGUAAAAUUAUUGAAUCACUCGUUAACAUGGAUCUUUGAAUUAAUCAGAGUGACAUAGCUCGUGAAAUCAACGUUUAAAACGUGGAUACGUACUUGGAAAUUACAGAUUGGGAAAAUGUUUUUUGUGAUGUACAUAUAUUUGACAUUUAAAAAUCAUCUAAGAAAUGCGAGUAGUCUUGUCUUCGACAUAAAGUAAAUCCCUGGUUGAAGACAGUACAGCCGUAUUGUCCUAUUUAUUUACACGAUUAAGGAUUCCGACGGAAUCAAUACGGAUAUGAAGGGUACUAUGGCUGUCAAGUAAAAUGUUACACUGUAAUAUCGAUGUAAAAAAUCUCCGUAGGCUGAUCGUCUACCUCGUGACUCUCUCUAACCAAAGAGGCGACGAUCUAUGAACUCCUCAUUGGUGCACCAUCACUAUCGUAAAGUGGACAGCGAUAAAUGCGUCUUAGGGAAUAGAAAAGUGGGGGGGAAGAAAGGAAAUAAAAAGAGCACGAGCCCUUUUUUAUUUUUCUUACAACGACGUAUUUUACGUGCGCGUAGCGUAUGAAAGUCAGCCUAUGUAUCUGUACGUGAAACGUAAUAAAGGCGUGUUUAUGGAAGGUAGGGUGUAUUACUAUUUCAUACUUCCCUUCGAUAAUCAUAAAGUCAUUAAAUGAAUCUCAUAAAUUCGAUAAAUACUUAAA
Trachymyrmex cornetzi is the source of this 6842-nucleotide messenger RNA. RefSeq names its product Anaplastic lymphoma kinase (gene Alk). The transcript has 26 exons. Gene Ontology annotation, cellular component: plasma membrane; signaling receptor complex. NCBI's taxonomy places the organism in Eukaryota, Metazoa, Arthropoda, Insecta, Hymenoptera, Formicidae. The record is from RefSeq and is a predicted model, not a curated record. Gene Ontology annotation, biological process: protein phosphorylation; regulation of neuron differentiation; multicellular organism development. Bases 1144 to 5661 code for a protein of 1505 amino acids. Gene Ontology annotation, molecular function: transmembrane receptor protein tyrosine kinase activity; protein binding; ATP binding.